AUGAUCAGAAGGCGCAAAGUACACAGGAAGUCUCGGGAAGGCUGUAUUCAAUGCAAGGAGAGACACGCUAAGUGUAACGAGGUCCAUCCUCAAUGCUUCCAGUGCGAGCGAUCCAACAUCUUGUGUAGCUUCUCGUCCCCUACCCUGACCCAGACGCCCCUCAACGAGGAUAGUCUAGCUGACCUGGAGCUGCUGGAGCACUGGCACCGGCAUCCAAUCACGGGGGACUUGUCCGAGACCACGAAGCAGAUCCAAUACGACCUUGUCCGUCUAGGCUUCUCUCACCAUUAUUUGCUGAAUAGUAUCCUGGGUCUUACAGCCCUUCAGCUCUACAGUGAAGACCCGUCCCAGUCCAAGUGGUACACUCGCGCUGUUGCACACCAGCAGGCCGCAAUUACCCGAGCCAGGCCUCACUUCGAGUCCCAGAAUCAGACGCAUCAACAAGCCCUGCUGGGAUUUACCGCUUUUACUUCAAUGUAUGCGGUAGCGGAACCUAUCUUUCGCCCUCCUAAAGUCCGCUCUCUGGCAACGUUCGACCCUGUUGAGGAGCUAUUAAAGGCACUCCAAUCUAGCCGGUGUACCUUGAUGUUUGUACAGCAAAACUUCGCCCCAAUAGUCGUCUCAAAAUCGUGGCUUUUCACAAAAUUCGUUGCCAAUAAUCACAAUACUCAACAGGACCUUGAAGUAAGAUAUCCACAGCUUGCAUCUCUCCGGGAACAGAUAGAUCGUUCGUGUGUAGGGGAGCAAAACACAGCAUGCCUUCACGCCGUCAAAGUAUUGUUUCGCCGCAUUGCAAUGCUCUCGGACAACGUCGGAGACCCUGAACCGGGCAAGGUAAUUUGGGGUUGGGGACUCGAGGUAUAUCAGGCCUUUUUAGAUUUAUGUUCUGCGCGACAUCCCGUGGCACUCGUCAUUCUGGCUCACUUUACUGUUUUAAUGAGCUUCUAUAAGGAGCACUGGUGCCUGAGAGACUGGCCAAGCAGUUUAUUGAGAUAUAUCAAGCAGGAUCUCGGAGAAGAAUGGAAAGAGGCUAUGGAAUGGCCAGCUAAUGUGAUCUUUGGGUCAGAAUCUUUACUAUCAUGGGGCUUGCCGCAGCUACUCGUAACAGCAUAA
Messenger RNA from Fusarium pseudograminearum CS3096, 1113 nucleotides. RefSeq lists its product as uncharacterized. Gene Ontology annotation, biological process: regulation of transcription by RNA polymerase II. The transcript is spliced from 2 exons. The record is from RefSeq and is a predicted model, not a curated record. Gene Ontology annotation, molecular function: zinc ion binding; DNA-binding transcription activator activity, RNA polymerase II-specific. The coding region runs from base 1 to 1113 and encodes 370 amino acids. Lineage: Eukaryota; Fungi; Ascomycota; Sordariomycetes; Hypocreales; Nectriaceae.